GUGGUGCCAUCUCUUUCCCAAGUUCUUAUCGUAUAUUAUCGUACGUACGAGGAAAGUUGUGAUAAACAUUUAUCCUAAGAAAUUAUUAACUAAAUACAAUGAACACUUUACGAUUGGCCUGCCAACGAAAUCUGUAUCAACUUCGUCAGUUUCACAAAUGUAUUGUUCAACAACAAGAAGCAGCAGCUACUGCUGCAACUGCAACUAUUAAGCCCUCGGUCUCUGAAACUGUUUCUACAAAGGAAGAAGCAGUGGCCAGUUCGAAAAUAGAACAGAUCGCUGAUCAAAUCGUUUCCUUAAAUCUUAUCGAGGUAGCACAAUUAAGUGAUCUAUUGAAAAAGAGAUUAAAUUUGCCAGAUGCACCUGUAAUGCCAAUGGGUGGUUUCGCUGCUGCACCACCAAAGGAAGAAGAAGAGGAAGUACAAACAGUAGUACAAACGGCGUUCACUGUUAAGUUAACAGGAUUUGAUGAAAAAAAGAAAGUUGCCUUAAUAAAAGAAUUGAAGACUAUACUGCCUAACUGUAAUCUCGUACAGGCUAAGAAGUUCGUCGAAAGUGCACCAGCUGUAAUAAAGUCUGAGCUUACAAAAGAAGAAGCUGAUCAAUUAGUGGACGUUAUCAAGAACGUUGGUGGCGAAGUUGAAGUUGUAUAAUGUUAUGUAAAUAUAUCAUAUUGAAAAAUUUAUGCUAUAGACCUUAACAAUAUGUAAUAAACUUAAUUAUCACAA
Molecule: messenger RNA, 728 nt
Organism: Ceratina calcarata
Lineage: Eukaryota; Metazoa; Arthropoda; Insecta; Hymenoptera; Apidae
Gene: mRpL12
Product: mitochondrial ribosomal protein L12
Exons: 4
Coding region: 99-653 (184 amino acids)
Biological process (GO): translation
Cellular component (GO): ribosome; mitochondrial large ribosomal subunit
Molecular function (GO): mRNA binding; structural constituent of ribosome
Source: RefSeq, a predicted model, not a curated record